GUGUUCGAGUGGACAAAAUGGCGAAGAUCGCCAAGACUCACGAAGAUAUUGAAGCACAGAUUCGAGAAAUCCAGGGCAAGAAGGCAGCUCUUGAUGAAGCCCAAGGAGUGGGCCUUGAUUCCACAGGUUAUUAUGACCAAGAGAUUUAUGGCGGAAGUGAUAGCAGAUUUGCUGGAUACGUGACAUCAAUUGCUGCAACUGAACUUGAAGAUGAUGACGAUGACUACUCAUCAUCUACAAGUUUGCUGGGUCAGAAGAAGCCUGGAUAUCAUGCCCCUGUGGCAUUGCUUAAUGAUAUACCACAGUCAACAGAACAGUAUGACCCGUUUGCUGAACAUCGUCCUCCAAAGAUUGCAGACCGGGAAGAUGAGUACAAAAAGCAUAGGCGGACCAUGAUAAUUUCCCCAGAGCGUCUUGAUCCUUUUGCAGAUGGAGGGAAGACCCCUGACCCUAAAAUGAAUGCCAGAACUUACAUGGAUGUUAUGCGGGAACAACAUCUGACUAAGGAAGAGAGAGAAAUUAGGCAACAACUAGCAGAAAAAGCUAAAGCUGGAGAACUAAAAGUCGUCAAUGGGGCAGCAGCAUCCCAGCCCCCCUCAAAACGAAAGCGGCGCUGGGAUCAGACCGCUGACCAGACUCCUGGCGCCACUCCCAAGAAGCUGUCAAGUUGGGAUCAGGCAGAGACCCCUGGGCACACCCCUUCUUUAAGAUGGGACGAGACACCAGGUCGUGCAAAAGGAAGUGAAACACCUGGAGCAACCCCAGGUUCAAAAAUAUGGGAUCCUACACCUAGUCAUACACCUGCGGGAGCCGCUACUCCUGGACGAGGCGAUACGCCAGGCCAUGCAACCCCAGGCCAUGGCGGUGCAACUUCCAGCGCUCGUAAAAACAGAUGGGACGAGACCCCCAAGACAGAAAGAGAUACUCCUGGGCAUGGAAGUGGAUGGGCUGAGACUCCUCGAACAGAUCGAGGUGGAGACUCUAUCGGGGAAACACCAACUCCUGGAGCAAGUAAAAGAAAGUCUCGUUGGGAUGAAACACCAGCUAGUCAGAUGGGGGGAAGCACUCCUGUUCUGACUCCAGGAAAAACCCCAAUCGGCACACCAGCCAUGAACAUGGCUACCCCCACUCCAGGUCACAUAAUGAGCAUGACUCCUGAACAGCUUCAGGCUUGGCGAUGGGAGAGAGAAAUUGAUGAGCGAAACCGCCCACUUUCUGAUGAAGAAUUAGAUGCUAUGUUCCCAGAAGGAUAUAAGGUCCUUCCCCCUCCAGCCGGUUAUGUUCCUAUUCGAACUCCAGCUCGGAAGCUGACAGCAACUCCCACACCUUUGGGCGGUAUGACUGGUUUCCACAUGCAAACUGAGGAUAGAACGAUGAAAAGUGUUAAUGACCAGCCGUCUGGGAACCUGCCAUUUUUAAAACCUGAUGACAUUCAGUACUUUGAUAAACUAUUGGUUGAUGUUGAUGAAUCAACACUUAGUCCAGAAGAGCAGAAAGAGAGAAAAAUAAUGAAGUUGCUUUUAAAAAUUAAGAAUGGUACACCUCCAAUGAGAAAGGCUGCUUUACGUCAGAUUACUGAUAAAGCUCGAGAAUUUGGGGCUGGACCUUUGUUUAACCAGAUUCUUCCUCUGCUGAUGUCUCCUACACUUGAGGAUCAAGAGCGUCAUUUACUUGUGAAAGUUAUUGAUAGGAUAUUGUAUAAACUUGAUGACUUAGUACGGCCAUAUGUGCACAAGAUUCUUGUGGUCAUCGAGCCGCUGCUGAUUGAUGAAGAUUACUAUGCCAGAGUGGAAGGCCGAGAGAUUAUUUCUAACUUGGCAAAGGCUGCUGGUCUGGCUACUAUGAUUUCCACCAUGAGACCUGAUAUAGAUAACAUGGAUGAGUAUGUCCGAAACACAACAGCUAGAGCUUUUGCUGUUGUAGCCUCUGCCCUGGGCAUUCCUUCUCUAUUGCCCUUCUUAAAAGCUGUGUGCAAAAGCAAGAAGUCUUGGCAAGCCAGGCACACUGGUAUUAAGAUUGUACAACAGAUAGCUAUUCUUAUGGGCUGUGCUAUCUUGCCACAUCUCAGAAGUUUAGUUGAAAUCAUUGAACACGGUCUUGUGGAUGAACAGCAGAAAGUUCGGACCAUCAGUGCUUUGGCUAUUGCUGCUUUGGCUGAAGCAGCGACUCCUUAUGGUAUCGAAUCGUUUGACUCCGUGCUCAAGCCUCUAUGGAAGGGUAUCCGCCAACACAGAGGAAAGGGUUUGGCCGCUUUCUUAAAGGCUAUUGGGUAUCUUAUUCCUCUUAUGGAUGCAGAAUAUGCCAACUACUAUACCAGAGAAGUGAUGUUAAUCCUUAUUCGAGAAUUCCAGUCUCCAGAUGAAGAAAUGAAGAAAAUUGUAUUGAAGGUGGUGAAACAGUGUUGUGGAACAGAUGGUGUAGAAGCAAACUACAUUAAAACAGAAAUUCUUCCGCCUUUCUUUAAACACUUCUGGCAACACAGAAUGGCUCUGGAUAGAAGAAAUUACCGACAGUUAGUUGAUACCACUGUGGAGUUGGCAAACAAAGUGGGAGCAGCAGAAAUUAUAUCUAGGAUUGUGGAUGAUCUGAAAGAUGAAGCUGAGCAGUACAGGAAAAUGGUGAUGGAGACAAUUGAGAAAAUUAUGGGCAACCUAGGUGCAGCAGACAUUGAUCAUAAACUGGAAGAACAACUGAUUGAUGGCAUUCUUUAUGCUUUCCAAGAACAGACUACAGAGGAUUCAGUAAUGUUGAAUGGCUUUGGCACAGUAGUUAAUGCUCUUGGCAAACGAGUCAAACCGUACUUGCCUCAGAUCUGUGGUACUGUUUUGUGGCGUUUAAAUAACAAAUCAGCAAAAGUUAGGCAACAAGCAGCUGACUUGAUUUCCAGAACUGCUGUUGUUAUGAAGACUUGUCAAGAGGAAAAACUGAUGGGGCACUUGGGUGUGGUGCUGUAUGAAUAUUUGGGUGAAGAAUACCCUGAAGUAUUGGGCAGCAUUCUUGGAGCACUGAAGGCCAUUGUAAAUGUAAUAGGUAUGCAUAAGAUGACACCACCAAUUAAAGAUCUCUUGCCUAGACUCACACCCAUCUUAAAGAACAGGCAUGAAAAAGUACAAGAGAAUUGUAUCGACCUUGUUGGACGCAUUGCUGACAGGGGAGCUGAAUAUGUGUCUGCAAGAGAGUGGAUGAGGAUUUGCUUUGAGCUUUUAGAACUCUUAAAAGCUCACAAGAAAGCUAUUCGAAGAGCUACUGUCAACACUUUUGGUUACAUUGCAAAGGCCAUUGGCCCUCACGAUGUACUGGCUACGCUUUUAAACAACCUCAAAGUUCAGGAAAGGCAGAACAGAGUGUGUACUACUGUAGCCAUUGCCAUUGUUGCGGAGACGUGCUCACCCUUCACAGUACUCCCUGCUUUAAUGAAUGAAUACAGAGUUCCUGAACUCAAUGUUCAAAAUGGAGUGUUAAAAUCGCUCUCCUUCUUGUUUGAGUAUAUUGGUGAAAUGGGAAAAGACUACAUCUAUGCUGUGACGCCUUUACUUGAGGAUGCGUUAAUGGAUAGGGACCUCGUGCACAGACAGACAGCUAGUGCAGUGGUACAACACAUGUCUCUUGGUGUGUAUGGGUUUGGCUGUGAAGACUCUCUGAAUCACUUACUGAACUAUGUAUGGCCUAAUGUGUUUGAGACAUCUCCCCAUGUAAUCCAGGCAGUUAUGGGAGCUCUGGAGGGCCUGAGAGUGGCUAUUGGACCAUGCAGAAUGCUGCAGUAUUGCUUACAGGGUCUCUUUCACCCAGCUCGGAAAGUCAGAGAUGUGUAUUGGAAAAUUUACAACUCCAUCUACAUUGGCUCCCAGGACGCUCUCAUAGCACAUUACCCAAGAAUCUACAAUGACGAUAAGAACACCUAUAUUCGAUACGAACUUGACUAUAUCUUGUAAUUUUAUUGUGUGUCUAAUACACA
Molecule: messenger RNA, 3955 nt
Organism: Peromyscus californicus insignis
Lineage: Eukaryota; Metazoa; Chordata; Mammalia; Rodentia; Cricetidae
Product: splicing factor 3B subunit 1
Exons: 1
Coding region: 18-3932 (1304 amino acids)
Biological process (GO): spliceosomal complex assembly
Cellular component (GO): U2 snRNP; catalytic step 2 spliceosome; U2-type prespliceosome
Molecular function (GO): mRNA binding
Source: RefSeq, a predicted model, not a curated record